Molecule: messenger RNA, 2626 nt
Organism: Aspergillus heteromorphus CBS 117.55
Lineage: Eukaryota; Fungi; Ascomycota; Eurotiomycetes; Eurotiales; Aspergillaceae
Product: putative transcriptional regulator (Cti6)
Exons: 4
Coding region: 358-2172 (604 amino acids)
Biological process (GO): negative regulation of silent mating-type cassette heterochromatin formation; negative regulation of rDNA heterochromatin formation
Cellular component (GO): Rpd3L complex; Rpd3L-Expanded complex
Source: RefSeq, a predicted model, not a curated record
CUCCAAUCCGCAGACUAUGUAGGCCUCGGUCCAUGUUCGAGCUUGCAGGCGCCGUUCUUGCAUGUCUUCCCUCCUUGGUCUCAAUUGCCAGUCCACCUCUCCUUCACUUGCCGGCUUUUUCUCUCUGCUGGGUCUCUUGUCAUCCUUAACUCUCCGAGUCGCUGUCGACCCCCAGCUCCUCCACCCGUGUGCGACAACUCGCCCACGGGCAGGCUGCUCCUGCUUGAUCUCGGACUCGCUUUCUCCUCCUAUUUAUAAAACCUUUCUCGAUAGCCUUAUCUAUACGGCCGUGGUCCUGGCCGAGUUCUACGCUAUUUUUAUCCCACCUGCUGCCACCCUCCUCCCUCCUCCACUACCAUGACGCCUCGUCGCUCCUCUCGAGCCCGCAACUCCCAACCCUCUCCUGCCAUCCUCCCGCAUACAAACUCCUCCAGCUCCUCCAAUUCCAUGACUCGAGAACGAAGUACCCGCUCGAACCACAAGAUCUCCUCCCCUCAGCGCUCUUCGAACCGAUCCCAGUCGAUCGACGAUGCCGACACGGCCUCGAAAAGCGACUUUCGAGAGACGCGGCAACGCCAGCGUGCUCGAGGGGAGGAUGAUAACGACCAACACAUCAGACAAGGGGAUGGCGACGAAGAUGAUGGAGACGACGACGAUGACGAAGAGGAGGAGAUUACCCGCUGUCUCUGUGGGCAGCAGGAAUACCCGGGUCUUCCUCCUUCACGUCGUGAGGCUGUUGGUCGCAGUGGUUUACGUACCGCCAUCAAGGAUGAGAACGUUUUCAAUCUCUCCACAGAACCAUCAGACCUGAUGUCAGACGAUAUUGGGAGCAUGUUUAUCCAAUGUGAUUCGUGCAAAGUCUGGCAGCAUGGUGGCUGUGUUGGCAUCAUGGACGAGGCCAUGAGCCCCGAAGAGUAUUAUUGUGAGCAUUGCCGCAAAGAUCUUCAUAAGGUCACCAAUGAACCGAAUGGACAAUACUCGUCCCAGUACCUUCCUGUCCUUCCCCCGUCGUCCACCGUGGUAUCCUCGCGAGAAUCGUCGCGCGAUACUGCCAGGCGCGCAAAAGACACUAAACAGCGGCAGAAUGACUCGACCGCCAAUCCUAAACGCCGAUCAACAAUGAAUAGCCGGGACGCUGCGUAUGAUGAAGAAGAGCAAAUUCGGCGAGCUAUCGAGGAGAGCAAGGAAGAAACACUUCCGGCUGAAGAUGAGGUUGUGGCCCGGAGGCCUAAGAGAAGCCGGAGUGAUAGUGAAGCUCACAAGCACACGACCAAACGACCGCGAACGAGUUCCCCAUCCCCGGGCCUGGUUUCGAAGAGUAACCCGGCGUCUCGCCCGGCCUCGGACGACGAGUCAAAAGCCAAGCCGGUCACCAAUGGGGCCCGAAGACAAAGAGCUGCAUCCCGGGGGCAGCGUGAUAAGGAAACAAAAGAGCCGGAGGAGCCGGAGCCGGAGCAAGCCGAUGUUACAAGUCGUCGCAAAGGAAGAUCUGAGAGACGGAAAGGUGAUGAUGCCGAAUCCGAUCACGAGGCCGCCUCACCCAUCAAGCCCGCUGCGACCGAGCCCGAACCCAAGCAACCGAGUCCCGAGGAAACACCUGCUCCGGUCCAAGAGCCUGUCCCUGUCCGUCCCUCCACUCGCAAAUCGGGCCGUCCUCCCGCUCGUCGUGGCGGUCGGGUCGGACGGAAUCAAUAUACUCGGGAUCGUGAUACCAACGGCACCGACUCGACGACUCGAUCCCCGCGGCGUGGACAGUCGCAUGACCUCGGUGGGGAUUCCCCGCGAGUGGGCGGUCCUAAUGGGACGCACAUAAAUAGCAAUGAGUCCGGGAAACCCAGCCGUCCUCGCUAUGUGAACCAACGAGCCACACUGAACGAAAUGAGAAGACGAGUGACUGCGAUUCUGGAGUUUAUCUCCCGCAUGCAGGUCGAAAUGGCGGUGGCAGGGGAGAGUAUCACCCCGCCUGGCAAUGGCCAUCGAGCCAACGGCAUUUUGCCCGAACUUCUGGGCGAUAACCCGCUGGUGUCUAUGGCCAGCGAGAGCGGCGCUGCGGUGGGGCAAGCACCCACGGAGAAAGACUUCAAGGACCUCAGCAGCGUGGAGAUGAUGGAUGUAUUAACCCGUCAUCUCCUCAAGUGGCAACAGGAGUAUGGCAAAUUCGGGGAAAGGUGACCAGCCGCGCCCCGCACAUGCUACCCUUCCCAGACCUAUUUCCUCUUUAGCAGAUCCCCUUUCGUCGGGGAGUUUUCGAUACGCACGAUACCCGGUUCGUCUCUUCUCAACGUGUGGGCAUGUAUAAUAUGGCUUCUGGAGCAUCUUGACGGAUCAAGUCGGCGUUACGAGUGUCUUGCUCAUAUAGUAUGAUUUGCUUGGUUGUUCGGGCGCGAAUUGGAUAGUGCUUUGAAUGUUUAUCGGUAUACUAACUUUGGGGAGUUUGCUGGCGUGAUGCUGUCUGUACCUUUGACCUGCUUUAGCUCUUCGCCUAUAAGAUUUGUACGACCAUGGCUUUUUAUCUGUUCCAUCCCCCCAGGCGGAGCUGGGUUUCUUGCUGGCGGGCUGGCGGGACUUUUCCUGAUAAUCAGAGCCUGGCUUUCCUUCUACUCCAAAUACUUUCCCGACUUGCGGC